AUGGAACGCACAAAAUGGCUAGACGGCCUCCGUGGCAUCGCAGCAGCCAUUGUCGCCGCUGAUCAUUUCUUCAUGAGCGACGUCUGGCACCCCUUCGUCUCCUACUGGACUGAUCCGCCCGAGGGAAAUCGUCACUUGGUGCAACUACCACCCAUCCGAAUUCUCUUCUCUGCUCAUGGCAUGGUAACGCUAUUCAUGGUCAUCUCCGGCUACGCAAUCUCCAUCAGUCUCCUGAAAGCUCGAAACAGCCCCCAAUUCUUGGCGCGGGUCUCGUCUGCCGUCGUGCGAAGGGUUUUCCGCAUUUAUUUGCCUGUUUUUGUCACGGCUAGUUUGGCACAGAUCUUUUACUUUUUUGAUCUGUAUCAUUGGCCGUUUGAUGAGGGGUUUCUGGAUACUCUGCCCAAGCCUUGGACGGCUCCGUGGAGCCAUUUUACAUGGGUGCUUAAUUAUAUGGCUGAUAGUAUAAAUAUCAUCGCCUUUGAGUAUCGCGGUGCGUUGAAUGGCCAGCUUUGGACUAUGCCGGUUGAGUUCAGGGGGUCGAAUGUUGUCUACCUUCUCAUCGUUGGGCUGUCGGGGUGGCGUGCAAAGUCGAGAUUCUAUAUUCUUCCUAUUAUUGCAUCGUUCUUUCUCUGGUUCGGCAACUGGGAUAUUUUCGGCUUUAUUUGGGGUCUCUGGCUGGCUGAGAGGGCCACCACGAUUACGGCCCCUUUGCCCUCGGACGAGCCUCUUAAUGCUGAAUUCGAAAUGGCAGAGUUCGAAGACGAGGAUAGACCGAGCUCGUUCUUCACCGCGCCUCUUCGUCUAGGCUCGUGGCAUAAAAAGCGCCGAUGCAAUAGCCUGAAAUCAAGGAACUGCAUCACCCUCUCCCGAGUCGGGAUUGCCCUCGUCUUUGUUGCGGGAUACUACCUCCUCUGCCUCGGUAACGACGGCCAUCUCCCACCAGGAUACCAAUUCCUCUCCGUCCUCCAACCCGCCCGCUGGAAGGACAAUUGGGAUGUAUACCACUUUUGUUGGAAAACCAUCGGAUCGGCCAUGCUGGUAUACGCUAUCAGUGAACUACCCUGUCUGCAACGACCGCUUAACACACGUCCAGUGCAGUAUCUGGGCAAGAUCUCGUUCGCGCUGUACCUGCUUCAUGAAACCAUUUAUGAAUUGUGGAGGAAUCCAUUGCGGGAUUUGAUUUAUUCGAUGAUGAGUGGGAAGGAGUAUGGGAGUAGUGGUGUAGCGGUGGGAGCUGAUCCUUUAUCGUUUCAUGUUGCUUGGUGGACAACUGGGGUUUUGCUGGGUGUGGUGGUUGUCGGUGUGUCGCAUUUCUAUACGAUAUAUGUUGAUGAUUGGUGUGUGGCCUUUGCUAAAAAGGUAGAUCGGUGGUUUGGUUCAUAA
Molecule: messenger RNA, 1383 nt
Organism: Penicillium daleae
Lineage: Eukaryota; Fungi; Ascomycota; Eurotiomycetes; Eurotiales; Aspergillaceae
Product: acyltransferase family protein
Exons: 1
Coding region: 1-1383 (460 amino acids)
Biological process (GO): polysaccharide biosynthetic process
Cellular component (GO): membrane
Molecular function (GO): acyltransferase activity, transferring groups other than amino-acyl groups
Source: RefSeq, a predicted model, not a curated record